GCGCUGCAGAGCGCCCACCAACAGCAAGGAAAGAAGUGGCCAGCAGGUGGCAGCAGCAGCAGCUCCCGGAUCUCAGUAUCUGUUUCCGGUGCAGAGCUUCCUUCCUUUCUGUUUGUGCUCAGUAAAGAGACGCUGUAAGACAUGGCUCCUCGUAAAGGGAAGGAGAAGAAGGAGGAGCAGGUCAUCAGUUUAGGUCCUCAGGUGGCCGAAGGAGAGAACGUGUUUGGAGUGUGCCACAUCUUUGCCUCCUUUAACGACACCUUCGUCCAUGUCACUGACCUCUCUGGGAAGGAGACGAUCUGCCGUGUGACCGGCGGGAUGAAGGUGAAGGCUGACAGAGAUGAGUCGUCUCCGUACGCCGCCAUGUUGGCAGCUCAGGAUGUGGCUCAGCGCUGCAAGGAGCUGGGAAUCACAGCACUGCACAUCAAGCUGCGAGCAACCGGAGGAAACAGGACAAAGACUCCUGGACCUGGAGCCCAGUCGGCGCUCAGAGCUCUGGCUCGAUCAGGCAUGAAGAUCGGACGUAUUGAGGACGUCACUCCGAUCCCAUCAGACUCCACCAGGAGGAAGGGCGGUCGCCGUGGUCGCCGUCUGUAAACAGCUGUUUACAUUUCACAAUAAAAGCUUCAAGUUAA
Molecule: messenger RNA, 635 nt
Organism: Girardinichthys multiradiatus
Lineage: Eukaryota; Metazoa; Chordata; Actinopteri; Cyprinodontiformes; Goodeidae
Gene: rps14
Product: ribosomal protein S14
Exons: 5
Coding region: 142-597 (151 amino acids)
Biological process (GO): maturation of SSU-rRNA from tricistronic rRNA transcript (SSU-rRNA, 5.8S rRNA, LSU-rRNA); translation; ribosomal small subunit assembly
Cellular component (GO): ribosome; cytosolic small ribosomal subunit
Molecular function (GO): structural constituent of ribosome; small ribosomal subunit rRNA binding; mRNA 5'-UTR binding
Source: RefSeq, a predicted model, not a curated record